Messenger RNA from Eupeodes corollae, 2761 nucleotides. It is a transcript of the gene PpD3, whose product is annotated as serine/threonine-protein phosphatase 5. Lineage: Eukaryota; Metazoa; Arthropoda; Insecta; Diptera; Syrphidae. The transcript has 8 exons. Bases 352 to 1857 code for a protein of 501 amino acids. Gene Ontology annotation, cellular component: nucleus; cytosol. The record is from RefSeq and is a predicted model, not a curated record. Gene Ontology annotation, molecular function: protein serine/threonine phosphatase activity; protein binding.
UCUCCACCAAAAAAAACGAACGAAAGACCAUUUUCUUCUCUGCCUGUGCCUAUAAGUUCGUUUCGCAUUCGGUUUUGGGUUUUCGGUUUUUCUGUUGGCAAAGUAAUUCACUAUUUCUGCACAUGCAGUUUUCCUUUUGUUUCUCUUUUUGAAAUACAGCAUAACAUUUUCAAAAUAGUUCCUCCAGUAUCCAGUUUCGAAUCGAAGAAAAAGGAAAACCCGCAUAUUCGAGCCGAAAACGAAAAGAAAAACCCACAGAAACAGUAACAGAAGAACUCGACCGUCAAAACACUUUUCUUUUUGUUCGUGCGAACCGAAGCGACUUCAACAAAAACCAAUUUUGUGCGAAAAAUGUCGUCCACCGUACAACAGCAGCCACUGCUGCAGCAGACCAAUAAUGAAGACAAAAAGCCGUCUGCCGACGAGCAACUAGAAGCAGCCGAGAAUUUCAAGAAUCAAGGAAAUGAUUUGCUCAAAACUAAGGAUUUUUCCAAAGCGAUAGAUAUGUACACCAAAGCCAUAGAACUUAAUCCCAACAAUGCUAUAUACUACGCAAAUCGUAGUUUAGCUCAUUUGCGUCAAGAAAGUUUUGGUUCAGCCCUACAAGAUGGUAUAUCUGCGGUUAAAUUAGAUCCAGCAUACUUGAAGGGCUAUUACAGACGUGCAGCCGCUCAAAUGUCAUUAGGAAAAUUUAAGCAAGCUUUAUCCGAUUUUGAAUAUGUAUCCACAUGUAGACCAAAUGAUAAAGAAGCUAGAAUGAAAUUUACAGAAUGUAGUAAAAUUGUUAAAAUGCGUGCAUUUGAACGGGCUAUCGCUGUAGACAAACCAGAAAAGACACUCUCCGAAAUGUUCCGUGAUUUGGAAAAUAUUACUAUUGAAGAUGAUUACCAAGGUCCAGCGUUGGAGGAUGGUAAGGUUACGCUUAAAUUUAUGGAAGAUCUUAUGGAACACUAUAAGAAACAAAAAAAACUCCAUCGAAAAUAUGCCUACAAAAUUCUAUAUGACAUUGAUGUAUAUCUGCGUACUCAACCGUCCCUGGUGGAUAUUCACGUGCCAGAUGAAUCAAAGUUCACAAUUUGUGGCGAUAUUCAUGGUCAGUUUUAUGAUUUAAUGAAUAUCUUUAGCAUCAAUGGGCUGCCAUCACCAACUAAUCCCUAUUUAUUCAAUGGAGAUUUUGUUGACAGAGGCUCAUUUUCUGUAGAAUGUAUUUUCACAUUGUUUGGAUUUAAGCUUCUUUAUCCUGAUCAUUUCUUCCUGUCUAGAGGUAAUCAUGAAAGUAUAAACAUGAACCAAAUGUACGGAUUUACCGGUGAAGUAACUGCCAAAUAUACAAGUACAAUGGCAGAUUUCUUCACUCAAGUAUUCAAUUGGCUGCCAUUGUGUCAUUGUAUAAAUAAUAAAAUUCUUGUAAUGCAUGGUGGACUCUUCUCGAGUGAUACUGUGACGCUGGAUGAUAUUCGUAAAAUCGAACGCAAUUGCCAGCCACCAGAAGAGGGUAUCAUGUGCGAAUUAUUAUGGUCUGAUCCACAACCAUGGGCGGGUCGUGGUCCAUCGAAGAGAGGUGUAGGCAUACAAUUUGGCCCAGACAUCACAGAGGCAUUUUGUAAGCGUAAUAAUCUUGACUAUGUUGUUAGAAGUCAUGAAGUCAAAGACAUGGGCUAUGAAGAAACUCAUGAUGGAAAGUGCAUUACUGUGUUUUCUGCUCCAAACUAUUGCGAUACAAUGGGUAACAUGGGAGCGUUUAUAACAAUCAAAGGCAACGAUCUGAGACCAAAGUUCCAGCCGUUUGUGUCUGUGCCUCAUCCGGAUGUUAAGCCGAUGGCCUAUGCAAAUAGUUUAAUGAGUUUACUAGCGUAGUCACAUUUAUGUUAAACAAAACAAAAAAUCAAUUUCAAUCAAAUAAUAAUAAAAAACAAAAUAAAAAAAAAACAGAUAAAACCAAUCAAGCAAUCUACAAAUAGAGCAUACAGCUUUUAAACAGAAACAACAAUAAAUAAAACAAAAACAACAAAACUAUUUUAUGAAGAAAAGCAUUGAAAAACAAAACUUAGAAAACAAAACAAAAAACCCGCAUAUCACGAUAAUCACGCAUUGACUAGAACAACAGUCCUCAAUUAACAAUAUUUUUGUGUUGGCCCAUUCCCUCAUAUUAUAUAUAAAAUAAUUAAUUGUACAAUGUACAUUCUUUUUACACUUUUUAGAUUUAUUAUUAUUUUACACGUUGAUGUGUACAAAUUUGUUAAAUUUGAGAUUUUUAGGACUCUUUUGAGUUAAAUAUCUGCUGCUCUCCUGUGAAUCCUGCGAAAAAGUUAAACAAAACAAAAUAAAUCAAAAACCACAACACAGCAACGACCUAGUCCCAAAGAUUAUCCAUCGCUUUUAACAUAAACAAAUAAAAGAAAGAAAAUAAAAAACAAAAACUUUUUUGUUGCUGCUACUGCUGCUGAUGUUGCUGCUGCUGAUGAUAUCCUUGGAUUCUUCGUUUCGUGUUUAAAAGCCGGUGCGCGCGUAUGUUAUAAGUGAAUUAUAGGUAUAUAUAUAAUAAUGAAAACAGCUAAUGUUUUAAAACAAAAAAUAUGUUAAUAUUGUUUUCAGUUUUAUAACUGUGUAAAUAAAAAACAAAACAAAAUUAUAAAUGAACAGUUAUAGAAAAAAAAUUAUGUACAAGAAUACAAUUUUCACAUUUUUUAGAUCCUUAUUUUAAAAAUUUUAAAUAAUAAAAAAAAAAUAAAUAAUAAAAACAAACGAAGCGAUAAAUUGA